This is a messenger RNA of Hibiscus syriacus, 943 nucleotides long. RefSeq names its product glycine-rich RNA-binding protein 4, mitochondrial-like. Gene Ontology annotation, molecular function: RNA binding. Lineage: Eukaryota; Viridiplantae; Streptophyta; Magnoliopsida; Malvales; Malvaceae. The record is from RefSeq and is a predicted model, not a curated record. The transcript is spliced from 5 exons. Bases 73 to 870 code for a protein of 265 amino acids.
AAACCCCGAGGGUUUUUUCUCAGAGAUACAAUUCUCCCGGUAGUUCAGUUCCGUAAUCAGAAGGUUGUAACAAUGGCUUUCUUAAGUAAAAUUGGGAAUAUGUUUAGGCAGGCAUCGACUACACAGAUCAAUUCUCAGUUGUCUUCUUCAAGGCCCGGUCUUUUUCAAGUGUUCCGGUGCAUGUCAGACUCCCCGAGCUCGAAAGUUUUUGUCGGAGGUAUUUCAUACCAAACUGAUGACCAAGGUCUGAGAGACGCUUUCAGCCAAUAUGGUGAAGUUGUUGAAGCAAGAGUAAUCGUGGACCGAGAAACGGGCAGGUCUAGAGGAUUUGGCUUCGUCACGUACACCAGUACCGAGGAUGCUUACAGCGCAAUACAGGCCUUGGAUGGACAGGUUCUCCAUGGCCGCCAAGUAAGAGUGAACUAUGCAGCUGAGAGACCUCCUCGUAACUUUGGAGGUGGUGGCUAUGGCGGUGGUGGCUAUGGUGGUGGUGGUGGAUAUGGUGGUGGAUAUGGUGGUGGUAAUUAUGGAGGUGGUGAUGGCUACAAUAGAAAUGCCAGUCCCUCAUCUGGAAAUUAUGGAGGUAAUGCUGGAUUUGGUGGUGGUGGUAAUUAUGGAGGCCAAGGAAAUUAUGGUGGUUUCGAUCAAUCUGCUGCAACCAAUUUCGAUGGUGGGAACUUCAAUGCUGACGUUGCCACCGGUGGUCCUGCUGGAUAUGGAAGUCAGAAUACGGGAUUUGAUAGCGGUGAUCAAUUCGGUAGUGCUGAAGAUGGCUUCAAGGAGGGAGGAGACGACUCGAACGAGCCAAUGAACGAGAACUUCCGGGACGACAAUGAUGAGAACGGAAGUGAUUUCGCCAAAAGGGCAUGAAGCAAGUCGGUUUCAAGUAGCAGUAAAUUGUUUGGUUAUUUAGUUAUGGCCGUUGCUUUCUUGGAAACUUAUU